AAUGGCGGACGGAGUGGUCGAAAACGAUUCAAUAUGUACAGCUGGGAUUAUCAUCAUCGGAGACGAGAUCUUAAGAGGUCACACCAAAGAUACAAAUUCUCGCUAUCUCUUGAAGAAAUUAUGGUCCUUAGGAGUAAAAGUGGGUAAAGUUUCUGUGAUUUCAGACGAAGUGGACGAAAUUGCUCACGAAGUAAGACAAUUCUCCUCCAGAUAUACUGUCGUUAUAACUACAGGCGGAAUUGGUCCGACUCACGACGAUGUUACAUUGAACGGCAUCGCUAAAGCCUUUGGAGAAGAUCUAGUUCUCAAUGACAAAUUAGUGGAGUUAAUUUCCAAUUGUUAUCAGGAGGAAAUUAAUUCGUCCCAUUUGAAAAUGGCUCGUGUUCCUUCGUCAGGCAAACUUGCCUUUGGAAAAGAUCCCUCAGGAAAACCAAGCUGUUUUCCUCUUAUAUCUGUGCACAACGUGUAUGUUUUUCCUGGGGUGCCGCAGUACUUGGAAAAGUCGUUUGGCCUUUUGGAAGAUAUUCUUAUUAUUUCCAACUGUAAAAGGCGAUUUCUCUUGCAAAAGAUUUACCUCUCCGUAGAUGAGACAGCCAUUGCUUCCAUUUUGGAUGAGGUGGAUGAGAAAUUUAAAGGGAAAGUACAUUUUGGAUCAUACCCUGAUAUCUGUAACCAACAUUUUAAAGUCAAACUGACUGUGGAGUCGGACAGUUCAGGGGACCUCCAAGAGGCCUGGGACUAUCUCUUGGGAAGGUUACCCAAGGAGUUUGUGGUGAAGACCGAGGUGGACAGACAUGACUGUGAUGCUUCAGUUUCAGAAUGUCCACCCAGUCCUACUUCUCCGAACGAAGACAGUGAGCAAGUUGUGAAUGUGGAGAAAGUGUACCACCUCCUUAAUCCCAAAGAUGAGUCAAACACAAGUGCUUGCCUGAAAGGUGCCUGGGCUAUCAUAGAACAGACACUACAGCUGUAUUCUCUUGAUGAGCUGUGUAUCAGUUUCAAUGGUGGCAAGGACUGUACUGUGCUGCUCCACAUCUUACAUGCUGUGCUAAAUAAAUUAUCUCUACCUGUUAAACAGCUAAAGGCCUUAUACUUUCGCAAUGAGUCACCAUUUCCACAAGCAGAAGAGUUCAUCUCAGAAACUACCAAAAGGUACAACUUGAAUCUCAUAAAAUUGACAGAAAAUAUUAAAAUGAAUCUAAGGACGUUGAAAGAAACUCACCCAAAAAUCAAGGCAAUAUUUUUGGGCACCAGAAGGCAUGAUCCAUUUUCUGACACACUGCACGCAUUUUCUCCAACUGACCCCGACUGGCCACACUACAUGAGGGUUAAUCCAAUUCUUGAUUGGCAUCAUGCGGAUGUCUGGGCAGUGAUCCAGGAAUGUAACAUUCCAUACUGUAGUCUAUAUGACGAAGGGUACACAUCACUGGGCAGCACCCACGACACUAAACCUAACCCUGCCUUGAAAUGUAAAGAUGGCAGUGACAAGUAUAAACCAGCCCACAUGCUAGAGGAUGGGAAUCUAGAGAGGGCAGGGAGAAACUGAUUGACUUUUUGUUAAAUAAAUAGCAUUGUUGGAUUAACUUGUGCAGAAGAUUUCUCACUUUUGGAAUGAUCAGCAGCGCUGAGCUAUAUAAUGAAACUUAUAACAGUUAUUUCAACAAAAUACAUGUACACAGUGGUAUUGUUUUGUUUGGGAUGGUUCAGCUUAACAUACAAUGUGUGGUACCCUAGUCCUAACAUUAAACCAUGCAAGUUCGUGUAUUCAGAGCAGAUACUUCAUGAAGGUAAUUAUGGUCUGCUGAGCAGUUUGUAUUUUUUUUCAUGUGUAAAAGUUUUUAAUAAUACUUUUCUUUUUAUGGUAUUGGUUGCUUUGAAAAUGGAAUAAAUAAUGAACUGUGGAAGUGCAUUUAUUGUUUUCAUAUAUUUCACAGUACACUUAUUUCUAAAUUUAAGCAGUAAUGGCCCAAAAAAUGUGUAGCAACUAAGAUAUCACACUAGCAGGCCUUCCAAUUGCAUGGCUCAAUGUCCUUUACAACAUCCUGCCCUGGUAUAUUCAUUGGUUUGAAUUCAACCUUUAUCUCUUAAUUACUCAUACUUUUUAACAUUUCAUCUAAUCAUCAGAUAGCAUGCUCUUAAAAACCUUGCAUAGAACAAAGUUGGAGCUCACUCUGUACCUCCUGUAUAAACUGUAUAACUGCUAUUAACAAUUUAUGCCCAUAAAAAAAAAAAUAUAGUUUCCAGUGGCUUAGGUAUUUGCUGAGAUACUAAGAGUAUCCGAAUGAAAGAUACCCUGGCAGGAGUCCCACAAAGGACCAAGCUUGGUCCCUGGUUGUUCACUCCAAUGAUUGAUGACAAAAAACAACAGCGAAACUGAAAUAUGGAAGUAUGAGAACAAUGCAACCAUUACUGAGCUUUUCGUCAAGAACUAAACAAGCACAAUUAAGGACUCUAUCAACAAACUGGUUUCCAAGUCUCCUAAUAACAAGUUUCGACUUCACAAAGGACUAAGAAGAUGUAAAGAGAUGGGUAUCUCCUUUAUUGAGAACAAGGCUGAGUUUGCUCGGGUAAACUCAAAGAAAAGUGCAAGUUUAAUUUUAAAAGCAAUAGACCACACUUUCUAGUGGUUUACUGAGGAAAUAACCGGCUUGGAAUUUUGAGAGAACAUUAGAAAAGGUUAUAAAUCACUUGGUGUGUCUCCUGCUCACAAUUGACAAACUUUCCUUGUGUCCUCUCAGAAUCCCAACUUGUAAUUUACAAACUUUUCUCAAGCUCUCUCAACAUCAUACAUAGGUUAUUAUGGCAGUAAUAAAGUGGAAGUUUGGACUUCUAUUUCCAAGAAAUCAUUUUUGGGGGGGGGGAAAAAUUGUGAUUUACAUUCAUGACAGCUUCCAUUUAGCCUAGGUAUUGUAAUCUGUUGCUACUGACAAAACUAUAGUUGAAAACUAUUAUAA
This is a messenger RNA of Stylophora pistillata, 2954 nucleotides long. RefSeq names its product bifunctional FAD diphosphatase/FAD synthase. The record is from RefSeq and is a predicted model, not a curated record. Gene Ontology annotation, biological process: FAD biosynthetic process. Gene Ontology annotation, molecular function: FMN adenylyltransferase activity. Lineage: Eukaryota; Metazoa; Cnidaria; Anthozoa; Scleractinia; Pocilloporidae.